AUGCUGGCCUUGGUCUUGGCAUGCUUUCAAGUCUGCAGAGUCGCCUUCACCAGCAGCAAUGGCGUCAAACUGUGGGACAUAGCCAGUGGAUUGUCCGUUCCAUUCAAAACGCCCAACUCAUCUCCUGGGAAUGUUAAUGUCAGUAUUCAUACCGGGGCCACUGUCAGUCAGAAUGAUAGUCGGCAACGGCAACACCCUCGAAUUGCCAUUUUACUCUCUAUGGUACCCUCCAAAAUGUGGAGCCGGAGGGGUAUAGCCCAUGCCAAGGCACAGUUGGACCUAUACAUCAACAAGGCAUGCUAUGCCAAACUCUGGCACUAUGAUCUCAUUAUCAACACCACAAAUUCAUUCCAGGAAUACACAAAUAUCAAUAGUAUCAACACCACCAGAAAUCCCUACAGACCCUGGCUACAAUUUGGAGCUUGGAAUCGAGUCGAACACAUGCAAGCUCUAAUGGACUCUGGAAAAUACGAUUGGAUUCUUUACGGUGAUCAUGAUAUGAUCAUUCAAGACAUGACCCGGCCCAUUGAAUCCAUGUUGCAAGAAGUAGAGCUCUACGGAAAGGACAAAUCCGCCAGUGCAUUCGUUCCCGUGGACACUCCGGGCAGGAACGAAUUUAGAUUCUCUUCCUUUGGACUCAUGCUCAAGACAAAUCAAGUUGGAAGAUCCAUCCUCAAGCACUGGAGGGAAUUUGCCAUGGGAUUGUGCCCCAAGGGAAACUAUCUGCCGGAACCAGGAGAAGAAAACAACACGAAAGGUAUCACCUAUAGUUGGCGGCACAGUGACCAACCAGGGCUUUGGUACAGUCUUAUCAAAACUCAUCAAGAGUAUUCGUCGGUGCAUAGCAGCGACAGCAACAGCGACAACAACAAAGAUGCACACGCCAAUGAAAUGGUCCGGUGCAAUAGCGAUACAGGAUACUUUGUACAUUCAGCGGGCGAUCUUGGAAGUCACUUUUCAAAAUAUUUCCAACAAGCCCAAGUUGUCCGGGGAACGGGAGGUAAAGAUCUGGCCCAUGUCCCUGACAAUCAAUCCAUUCUUUGGUCCCACUUUGGCCAGGAUGAAGUGGAAAUCUCCGCAAGGAAUAACACCAUUACAAGUCAGAGGAUUGGGAAUGGGCCGUUUGCUGUCAACACACUGUGCUGUAUGAGAAUAAACAAACUGCAAGGACUCAAACCAGCCUUUGCCAUGCACACCAAGUACGGGAGCCGAAACUGGCCUGGAGACAUGCCACUGCAAUUACAACAAUGCAAAUCAAAGUUGGGAUGCUAUGCCAACCUUACAGAUGAGGGAGUACUGACAGUUGGGUGCCGUGACAUUUUGUACUUCUCGGAAGUACUUUUUGCAUAG
Seminavis robusta is the source of this 1350-nucleotide messenger RNA. The record is from the annotation of a GenBank genome assembly. Lineage: Eukaryota; Bacillariophyta; Bacillariophyceae; Naviculales; Naviculaceae.